AUGGACAGAAGAGCCUGGGUUGGCACCCGGAGGCCUCAUCGCCCACGCAGCCUCAUCUCAGCCCAAUUCACCAGCCCAGGGCCCAAGUACACCAUCCCCGGGACAACGGGCUACCUGGCUCACUACCCCACCAAGGCCAAGGCCCUGGUGUACACCUUCUGA
Molecule: messenger RNA, 162 nt
Organism: Apaloderma vittatum (bar-tailed trogon)
Lineage: Eukaryota; Metazoa; Chordata; Aves; Trogoniformes; Trogonidae
Product: outer dense fiber protein 3-like
Exons: 2
Coding region: 1-162 (53 amino acids)
Source: RefSeq, a predicted model, not a curated record